AUGACAGGAUUACGUGUAGCAGUGGAGGAAUCGAUGAGAGAAAUGGAGUUGUUAAUCAAUGUGGACAACGUUCAACUGGAAGCCCUAGACCGCUUGGACGACCGUCGAUGCUCAUAUCUUGAUUCCAAACUUGACAAACUUAUCCACAAACAAGAUUUGCAAUUCGAGGAAUUAAUCAAGAAACUUGGCCGGAGUGAGGAUCAGGACUCCAUGUCUCAAAAGCAAUUGGAGAAGUGGGAUUCCAAACUCAAUCGACCGGAAAGUGCUCGAGUGACAAUGGUUACAAUUCCGGCAUGUCAACAAGGUAAUUUUCCAUCUCCGGUUGUGAAUCUUGUCGAAAUUGUGGCUUCUGAAGUUGUUCCCUCAAAAUUAGAUGGUUAUUCUUUGUUGCUAGAUGACAAUAUUAUUGGGCCUGAUGAUGUGAUGUCUUUGAUUGAAGCUAUUAGUAAUAAUGAGAAUACUGUUAAAUUGAAUACAAUGAAUGAAGUAUUAUUUUCACAUGAUGAUGAAAUUGCUGAGAGUGUUGUAUGUGUCCAGUCAAAUAUGGAUUCUAUGAGUAGGGAUGAAGGACAUGAUUACAUGCCUUUUGGUUUCAUGAAUGUAGAUAGAAAUUCUAUUGAGGACGAUACUCGUAGUAAACAUUUGAAAUGUGAAACUUUGGUUGUUGAAUUUGAUUGUGGUAAUGGAAUGGAUUAUUUUAAGGAUAAAGUGGAUAAAUCAUGGUUCAAGAUUGUAACUGAGUGUAAAGAUGUAACUCGUGUGGAUAUUGGAACUCAUGGGAUUACAAACUAUAAGGUCAUCAAUCCAAGCCCUACAGUUGUGGAAGAUCAAGCUAAAUUGGCUGGAAAUGUCGAGUUGAUUUGGUUUAUAGUUGUUGGCCUACUUGAAGUUGAUUGUGGUGUUUUUUUUGAUAAAGUAAAGCUAGUAACUAUAGUGAAAGAUGUUUUGGAAUACAAACAGGACACAAAAGUCUUGGCCUUUGGUUAUCACUUGUCUUAG
Messenger RNA from Oldenlandia corymbosa var. corymbosa, 999 nucleotides. The record is from the annotation of a GenBank genome assembly. NCBI's taxonomy places the organism in Eukaryota, Viridiplantae, Streptophyta, Magnoliopsida, Gentianales, Rubiaceae.